Sciurus carolinensis (gray squirrel) is the source of this 893-nucleotide messenger RNA. It is a transcript of the gene Syngr4, whose product is annotated as synaptogyrin 4. Gene Ontology annotation, cellular component: neuromuscular junction; synaptic vesicle membrane. NCBI's taxonomy places the organism in Eukaryota, Metazoa, Chordata, Mammalia, Rodentia, Sciuridae. The record is from RefSeq and is a predicted model, not a curated record. Bases 75 to 893 code for a protein of 272 amino acids. The transcript is spliced from 5 exons.
CCUUUGUCAAGCAGCGUCACCCCCCGAGCCCCAGCGGUCCCGUCCCAAGUCUCUACAGGGGGGACCCUCAUUCUAUGAAGCAGCAAGCCCCAGUGUGGGCCUGGAGCAGUCAGGUGGCGGCACACAGCAGGCAGUGCCCAGAACCUCUGUCCCAACCUCCACCCAGGGACCCCAGAAGGAGAAGAGCCGCUAUGCACCUCCCCGAAAGCCUGCAGGACCUGGCUGACAGUGAGGCUGUGCAUUUUCUGAAGAAGCCAAAGAGCAUUGCACGGAUCUUGGAAGGGAUCUUCUCCCUCGUCAUCUUCUCCUCCCUGCUGACUGAUGGCUACCAGAACAAGACGGAGUCUCCUCAGCUCCACUGUGUACUCAACAGCAACAAUGUGGCCUGUAGCUUCGCUGUGGGGGCUGGCUUCCUGGCCUUCCUCAGCUGCCUGGCCUUCCUGGCUCUGGAUGCCCACGAAAGCCGCAUCGCUAGCACCCGCUUCAAGACAGCCUUCCAGCUCCUAGACUUCAUCCUGGCUGUCCUCUGGGCAUGCAUCUGGUUCGUGGGGUUCUGCUUCCUGGCCAAUCAGUGGCAGCAUUCACAGCCCAAAGAGUUCCUCCUGGGGAGCAGCAGCGCCAAGGCAGCCAUCGCUUUCUCUUUCUUCUCCAUCCUUGUCUGGAUAUUCCAGGCUUAUCUGGCGAUCCAGGACCUCCGAAAUGAUGCUCCAGUCCCCUACAAGCGCUCCCUGGAUGAGGGUGGUGUGGUGCUGACCACCCUCUCCCCACCCUCUGCCGCCAGCCCUGUCAAUUUGCCUACCGGCCCCAACAGCCUGAGUUACUCCAGCUCCGCCCUGUCCCCCUAUCUGACCACUCCAAAGGCCCCUCGCCUUGCUAUGAUGCCUGACAACUAA